GUUCACGUUCUUCCGGUCGUUUUCACGUGUAGGGUCAGCAACGUGCAGCGAGAGGAGUCGGAUCGUGAGGAAUUUUUUUUGUUUAACUUUCAGAUUCAUGCGAUAAAUCUAGUAAAAUGACUGAAGGUAAAACAGAAUUGAAGCGAGCUAAAGAGCUGCUAGCUUUAAAUCCGACGCAGGAGGCCGAGUUCAAGAAGAAAGUUCAAGAGGCGAAGAAGAAGAACAAAUCUAAAAAGGACAGUCUUUUGACUCGAGGGGUGAUUUACGUGGGCCACCUCCCUUUGGGUCUGUUCGAGCCGCAGCUCAGGUCUUACUUCGAGCAGUUCGGGACCGUCCUGCGGCUCCGGCUCUCCAGGAGCAAGAAGACCGGUGGGAGCAAAGGUUACGCCUUCAUAGAGUUCGAGUGCGAUGAGGUCGCUAAAAUUGUUGCAGAAACCAUGAAUAAUUACCUCAUGGGGGAGAGACUCAUCAAGUGUCAGUUGAUCCCGGCAGAGAAGGUCCACGAGAAGCUGUUUGUUGGAUCCCAGAGAGAGUUCAAGAAGCCCACUUUCCCCGCGGUCUCACGCUACAAUAGGAAGCGUUCUGCAGAGCAGGUCCAAACCUUGACAAAGAGGCUUUUACAUAAAGAGUCGAAGCUCCGGAAGAAGCUGUCUGAGCAAGGAAUCGACUACGACUUCCCAGGAUUUUCGGCUCAGGUGCCUCAGAAGAAGUCGUCCUCUGCUGCCGUGAACGAGUCAUCCUGCAGCAACGACCCCACACCCGUCUGCACACCCUCCUACCUGGAGAGGAGGAAGGCCACGGCUGCGGACGACGAAGACGACGAUGAAAUCAUCAUCAACAUGCCGGCGGUAGAGAAGGACGAGGACUGCUUUGUGGUUGAGGACAGCGAUGAGGACGAUGAUUCGGAGAGCUCUGAGGAGGACACGGGGACACAGUGAACGUCCUCAGGGUUGGAUUGUGGACUCUGUCAGAAGAGACUAAAUUUGAACUGAAUGUUCCUCGAGAACAGAACUUUGAAUUCAACCUAGAGGCAGGAAUCUCACGAUGUCGCUGUACUCGUGAUGUUUUUGUUCAUGUCCAGCGUCUUCAUCGUGAGUCCUUUUAAGGCUCUUUGACAAAUUGUCCCCUGCAGCCUCGACGUUUCUUCAGCGUUUCAGCAAACCUGCUUAAAGACAUUUCUGCUAAUGUUAAACUUAUUUUUAAAUUAAGUUGUUAAGCGUUUUUUUUUUGCUCUCGCUCUGCAGUUUGUCAAGGAAACGUUUAGCAGAGAAUUCAUUCAGGAGCAGGUGGAAGAGAGUCUGGAGAGGUGCAGGCAUGCUCUGCAGAGAGGGGGAGGGAAAGUCAGAAAAGGGGCGAGAAUUGAACGAGAAGAAUCCCUUGAAGUAACGCAUGUCACCCGUUUCUCGUCAUAAGGGAUGGAUUUACAGAUGCUUGGCUAAAAUUGAUUAGCUGUGACAGCCAUCUUGAAUCAGGUUGACUCCAACCUGACUCGUCACCAGUGACUCCAUAAGUUAAUCUGUUGUUGACGCUUAUCCAAUAAACAUUUUCUGAAAUCCAUCUUUUUUUAUUUUUACCUGCUUGUCCUUUCCAGACUGCAGGGAGCUGGUGUCUCCAGCUGUUGCUGAGAGAGGCGGGGACACCUGGACGUCUAAUGUCUCAGUUGACUAGUUCAGUCUUUUAAUGGCUGAAAUGUGAUUGGAGCAUGCUGGUGAAGAUUCUCAGUCAUCCAGGACAUGAUGAAUUCAAAAAGCGUUCAAUGCAAAAACAUCUGGACUUUAUUUGUAACAGAAGACGUUUCGCUCCGUGUCAUUGAACGUGAUUGUGAUUGGAGCAGUUUCCAGACAUGGGUU
Molecule: messenger RNA, 1850 nt
Organism: Nematolebias whitei (Rio pearlfish)
Lineage: Eukaryota; Metazoa; Chordata; Actinopteri; Cyprinodontiformes; Rivulidae
Gene: nifk
Product: nucleolar protein interacting with the FHA domain of MKI67
Exons: 6
Coding region: 117-938 (273 amino acids)
Biological process (GO): maturation of LSU-rRNA from tricistronic rRNA transcript (SSU-rRNA, 5.8S rRNA, LSU-rRNA)
Cellular component (GO): nucleolus
Molecular function (GO): RNA binding
Source: RefSeq, a predicted model, not a curated record